Aspergillus pseudonomiae is the source of this 549-nucleotide messenger RNA. RefSeq lists its product as uncharacterized. The coding region runs from base 1 to 549 and encodes 182 amino acids. The record is from RefSeq and is a predicted model, not a curated record. The transcript is spliced from 5 exons. Lineage: Eukaryota; Fungi; Ascomycota; Eurotiomycetes; Eurotiales; Aspergillaceae.
AUGGCUCGCGAUAGGUUUGAUGAGCCAAAUAUCGGCUGGUACAUCGCGUACUCGGGGCUGAGUCUCCUGGGCCUAAUCUUCGGCGACUUGGUCACCUGGCACACCAAUUGGGGAGAAUUUACAUCCCAGCCCACUUCAAGGAGCGUGCCUAUCGUCGAGCCCAAAUGGCACGCCAUAUAUUCAGCCAUCGGAGUUGGUGGGCUAAUUAUAAUCGGUGGCUGCACCGCAUUGUUUGCAAUGGUACUACUGAAAGCCAAGAACAGGCACCCUUUGGGGGAAUAUACCCCAACAACCUAUGAAGAUUUUGAAGGAGCAUACAGGCUCACGCGCCCUCCACCACGGAGAAAGUGGUGGAGGGUGCUCGGAGAGAACAUUCUGUGUUGUUGGGUCAAACCCAACAAGGUGUCGAUGAAUGAGCUCCUUCUUGAAGAAGGAAGGCUGCCACCUGCGCCUGUCAAUGCCCCCGUCAACCCGCCCGGUGAGAAUUGUUUGGCCGUAGGGAAAGACAAAGCAAGAUUAAAAGGGGAAGUCCAGGGCCCCUCUGUGUGA